This is a messenger RNA of Spodoptera frugiperda (fall armyworm), 3864 nucleotides long. It is a transcript of the gene Ack-like, whose product is annotated as activated Cdc42 kinase-like. Lineage: Eukaryota; Metazoa; Arthropoda; Insecta; Lepidoptera; Noctuidae. The record is from RefSeq and is a predicted model, not a curated record. Gene Ontology annotation, molecular function: ATP binding; protein tyrosine kinase activity. The transcript has 32 exons. Gene Ontology annotation, biological process: protein phosphorylation. Bases 159 to 3791 code for a protein of 1210 amino acids.
UAUAUUUUUAUUUUAUUGAGUUGACUGACGUGAUAAAAUGCUAACAUUAUUUGUGUUGAGCUCUAUAGUGUAAAGUUGGAUGGAUGUAGCUUUCGAACAUCUUUCUGUUUUGUUUUAUAAAAGUUUAUUUUGUGUAACUUAGUUUCUCCGACAUCAUCAUGGAAUCAACUUCUGUAUUUGAAGACCGUGAAAAUUUAAAUGAUUUCUUAGAAGAAGCCGAGCUACAGCAGUAUUAUGAAUUGUUUAGGGAUAUUUUGAAAGUUACAAAAGUGUCCCAACUGAAAUUUGUGCUCACAGAAGAUUUAGUUCAGAUUGGACUCUCCAGACCAGAACAGAGACGUUAUAAAAAGAUCUAUUCAAAGUAUUUUCCAAACCCAUACAUAUCGAAGAUACGAAAAAUGUUGAAGCCCUCAAGGAAACGAGAUCAGAAUUUACACGGACAUACAUCAAUUCCACUGGAAAUGCAACCAGUUUUUGAGAAUAACGUGAAAGUGCCUACGAAGCAUAUCAUUUCUAUCGAGGAUAUAACUAUAAACAAAGAGCUUGGAAUGGGCCAAUUCGGUGUGGUGCAACAGGGAACAUGGACUACAGGGAAUCAAAGACUGCAAGUAGCGAUUAAAUGUCUUGGCCAUGAAAGAAUGACAUCAAACUCGACAGAGUUUUUGAAAGAGGCAGCAGUGAUGCACAGUAUCGAACACCCGAACAUAGUCCGCCUGUAUGGCGUCGUGCUCCACCUAGACUCCUUAAUGCUGGUGACCGAAUUGGCGCCCCUUCGAUCGCUCUUAGAGUGUUUACGUGAGGUGUCAUUGCGCCUCAACUUCCCUGUGCCGAAUCUCUGCGAGUUUGCCGAACAGAUCUGUGAUGGAAUGUCGUAUUUGGAAAGCAAAAGACUGAUACAUAGGGAUCUGGCGGCCAGAAAUAUCUUAGUAUUUAGCAAGGAUAGAGUGAAGAUAUCAGACUUUGGACUAUCAAGAGCUUUGGGUGUUGGGAAGGAUUAUUAUCAGACAAACUACAAUGUGAAUCUCAAGCUCCCUGUGGCAUGGUGUGCUCCGGAGUGCAUCUUGUUUCUUCGCUUCACAUCAGCGAGUGAUGUAUGGGCGUUCGGCGUCUGUUUGUGGGAGAUGUUCACCUACGGAUUCCAACCCUGGGCCGCUUUUUCUGGACAGCAGAUAUUGGAAGCCAUUGAUGCUCCGAACUUCCAGAGACUGGAGCGUCCAGAGUGCUGUCCGGAAGCUUACUACACCACCAUGCUGGAAUGCUGGGCCCACGACUUCAAUAAUCGGCCAAAGUUCAAAGACUUGAGCGCGAAGCUAGCUAGUAUUCGACCGGAGCAGGUGCAAGCGACGGUGAACUUCCAGAAGCCAGAAGAUGGUCGCCGUAACACAUUCCUGGAGUACAAGUCCGGACAAGUCAUUACAGUAUUAGGAAAAGAAACCAUGACAAAGUGCCCCCUGUGGUACGGGGUCUUGCCCGGCGGUGCUUGUGGCAUGUUCGACCCCACGCACACGAAGCCCUACACUCCGCCAGAGAAAAAUGUAUGUUACGUGUCGGGAUCGUUAUCGCCGCACCCGGUCCGGCAGUCGGCGCGGUCUAUCCGCUCGUCUCUGCUGAGAUCUGACGUGAAGAGACACACGUAUACCGGCAAGCGGACGAUACAGCGCAGCAUGAUCUCCAGCCCACAAGGAGACGUGAAGCACACGGGCCAUGUCGGCCUCGACGGCGCUUACUUCGGCGAUAUAUCAUUCCUGGACCCCGCCGGUUGCCCACCCCGCCAGGUUGUGACGCCGUAUAAGCCAUCUGAAGAUCUGGAGCAGGUGCCUCUGAUCAAUCCCAACUCACCGUCGCACCUCACUGGAGCAUCGGGCACCACGCCGUACCCCAUGUUGGCCUCUAACAAACCUGAUACCAGGACAGACGCCGACGAAGUUGAUCUAUCUUGUGACGUGAAAACAAGGAGUUUGAAGAAAAAUAGGACGUUGUCAGAGCCUACGACGAGCAAGGGUAUUCUCAGUAAGGUGAGGAGCGCGACUCUGGGCAGGUCACAUAAAGGAGACAACUCCACGGUGCCGAAAACUGACGAAGUUCACGAGUAUCAUGAGAUUUCCGACACCGAUACGGAAGGUACUGCUGCGUCGCUGUCCAAGUCAGAGCGCCUCGCGUUAAGACCGGAGAGUUUGGAGGUACUGAAAAGCACCACUGAUUUCAGCCAAAGUUUGCUUGAUGAGUUAGAUUCGAUGUUUAAGAAUCUAGAGACACGUAAAAAGGAGGAUACAGGGGUGCCAUCCAGACUACCGGAACCUAGCACGAGCUCUGGUAUUAGGGACUAUAUGCGGCCGUAUCGACGAUACCAAAGAAUACCGGACGAGGAAAGAGCUACUCGAAGCCGACGGUCCAGAUCCCUUUCUGACGGAAUAUCGGCUUUACAACGCCUCAGUCCUAACAGUCCGGACACAGAGGUCCAGGAAUCAUCAACGUCCCAUGACGAUAUCACUCGUCUCCCCGAAAAUGAGAGCCUAUUAGCCGAAUCAAAGCCAAUUUCGGAAGAGAAUAUGGAAGAAAAGCCGCCAGAUUUGCCACAUACACUAACUAAGAGCGAGCGUAAGAAGGGCUUCUCCACUACUACUAUGAAACCGAUGUCUGCUCACGACGAGCGGAACCUGGAUACAGCUAUUGCGAUGGCUAACGAAAUCACUUCCAAGUCCAUGAAUGACUUGGAAGAGAAAACUCCGCAUUCGCCAAGCGAGCGGAAAUUCAACUUUCGCUUUGGGCGAUCGGGUCAUCAUAGCAAUCAAAAUCAGGAACCCGAGAGGGAACAAUCUACGGGCUUCCAGCCGCGCAGAAAUUUCUCCGAAGAGGCGAAGAGUGUUCCUGACCUAGCCGCCAGUUUGACUGAAGAGUCAAAACUGGCCUAUACUAGCUUGAUUGAAGAGCCAACACCUUCUACUUCGCUGAUGACACAGAUAGCAAAAGAGGCAGGCGGGAUCCUUAAGGCAGCGACGAUCCCGAAGCCCGCCCGGACCACCUUGGUCCAGUUUAACAGCAGAACUGUUGGUUCUCCGCACCAUACAAGAUUACCUAUUAGCGAGCGGCACACAGAAGACACAACCUUUAAUGUAUUACCAUUACCCCCUCGCACGACUAAACCAAAACUGGUCGAUAAGCCGCGUCACGUGCGCCGAUAUCCACUAAAAUUAAUCGAAGAGCCGAAGCCUGUGACUGUACCCCAACAGCGACCCCUGAAUAUAUACCAGAACACUAAAACACAUUCGAAAGACACCACAAAACCUGACGAAUGUAAAUCAGAGGAUGUGGUUGACACUGCGAAGGAUACAAACCCAUUCAUAAGUACACCCGGCACGAGUGGCGCCAAUCCAUUUGGAUGUUAUUUGGACAACGAGCACGAUGAUGACGAAACCGAACUAGAUCUACAUGUAGAAAGCGACACGGACAGCGAGGAAGAGACCCAUACUAAAUUAGCAAAAGAAAGUAAAGAUCACGUCUCGGUCGAGGAUCUGCUGGAGUUUGCUGAUCAGAAGCCGUGCGGCCGACAACGCGGGGUAGAGUCCGACGAAGUUAGGAUCAUGAGCAAAGUGCUCAAAGAUGAGGCUAGUCAGGAGCUGUGUUUGGAGGCACUGGAGCUGAGCGGCUGGAACGUUCACAAUGCGAUCAAAUUAGUUCGCGUCAAGGUCUCGGUCGGCACAGACGUGUCCUUCGACAAGUGCCACGAACAACUGCAGAAAACGAACGGAGAUAUCGUCAAAGCUGUCUCCAUGAUGGUCUCCCUCGAAUAACUAACUUAACAUUAAAGGAUUUCAAGAGGAAAUCAUGGAAUUAUUAAAUUAAUUAAAUCUAAAUCGAGAGAAA